AUGAGCCCACAGCCCGAGCCCGCGCGAGAAGACCCUAUCCUCAGCGACUUUGACGGCGAUGCCAGCACCCAGCAACCUCAGACAUUCGAUGAUCUCCUGGAAGAGGUCAUUCGCACUGCUGAAGAGGACGCAAGCUCCCCUCUGAGGCAGCCAGCCAUCUGGGAUUACCUAUCAGUCGCACACGUACCUCAGCCAGAAGACCGAGUGGAACUCCCCGAUGGAACGACUUUCAUCUCCAAGGGAGGAGAGCUCAACCUGCUUCCCGAUCCGGAAGGGACCGGGAUCGAGCCCGAAGAUCGGAUCGCAUACCGGGCUUUUUCAGAGGAUGUCGAGAUCAGUGUCAAACACCCUGCCGUCAGUACCAUGAGCAUCGAUUUCCUCUGUCAGACUACCCUCGGCAUCUCCCCUCGCGAUCAUGAGCUCUGGAAGGCACACAACAGGGCCGGGCGGACUGGCCACCAUACUGUCCUGACUCUUGGCGGAGGACCAGAAGCCCCGGAAGAUACCCGGACGACGUACCUGGAUCUCCUCCGAAAUACUGCCGAGAUCAGGAAACGCUAUGCCAAACGCGGUCAGUCGUUCGGCGGGUCCUCCUACUUCUGCCUCACCGUCGAUCAGGCGAACAACUCAUUCUUGACCUUCCAGCCGCACCACACUGGUCCGGGUCUGGCGAAUUCGACUCUGAGCUCUGGUGAUGAGGUACCUGGAAUCAGAUAUCCAGGGAAGACCUCGCUACAGGUUGACAUUCGCUUCGAGUAG
Molecule: messenger RNA, 759 nt
Organism: Dioszegia hungarica
Lineage: Eukaryota; Fungi; Basidiomycota; Tremellomycetes; Tremellales; Bulleribasidiaceae
Exons: 1
Coding region: 1-759 (252 amino acids)
Source: RefSeq, a predicted model, not a curated record